ACGUACUUCUAACAAUAUUCUAAGAAAACACUUUAACUUAAGAUAAAUGUUUAAGUGAAUAUUGAUUCAUAUCAAAAAGUUAGGGUGCAGAAAAGAAAGACUUUAUCAUACGAAAUUUUGCAAAUAUUCUGUAUGCAUCGAAAAGAUGGACAUAGUUAACAAAUCAUACUUUAAUGUUAUUAAAUAUAGUAUAAUUGUAACAGGUUUGAGUCGACAUCAUCCUAUGUGGUUCAAUUUCUUGGCAAAAUCAUUUACUUUUUUUCUAAUUUUUUCAUUAUUAAGUGCUCAGAUUGCAGGUUUUGUAAAAGUAUACGGUGAUAUUGAUUUGGUUUUGGGAUGCUGUCCACCAAUAUGUUAUUCUUCAAUAAGUGCAAUUAUUUAUGUGAAUAGCAAUCUGCAUGUGAAACAAAUAAAUAUUGUUUUUGAAAAAAUUCGAGAAGACUGGAACCUAUUGACAUCGGAAAGUGAACUUGAUAUUCUUCAUAAAUAUGGAAGAAAAUGCAGAGCCUAUAAUUUACUAUACACUUAUGGAUUAUUUAUACAAGUUGUCCUUUAUCAUUCAGCACAUGGCAUUCCUUUGCUGAUAAAUAUUUUGAAAAAGAAUAAUAAACCUAAACCGCUUAUGCUUCCCGUUGAGUGUGGUUUAGAUUCAGAAAAAUACUUUGGUUUAAUAACUCUUCACAGUUAUGUGUUUGGUUAUUUUUCCACAACUGGUAUUGCAACUGGGGGUACACUUCUUGUAAUGUUUCUUGAGCAUGCUUGUGGAAUAUUUGACAUUAUAGGACAUAAAUUGAUUCAUGCCAUAAAAGAAAAUAUCAAUUCUACAAAUAAAGUUGUUUCUAAAAAAAAAUUCCGGCAAGAAAUUAAAAUUUGUGUUGCAAUGCACAAAAGAAUUGUAUUAUUUAUCACUGAUAUACAAAAUGUUUUUUCAACUGCUUAUCUUUUUGUAUAUGGAAUCAAAAUAAUUUUGCUAAGCGUCACUGCAGUUCAAUUUGUGAUGAGUACAAAAAAUACUGAAAAUAGAGUAAGAUUUGGAUUUUUUGGAUUGUUUCAAGUGAUGCAUAUUUUCUUUUUAACUAUCCCAACGCAACAUUUAUUGGAUAACAGCUUAAAUCUUUCUACAUGCAUAUACAACAAUACAGAUUGGUACCAUUUGCCAGAUGAAUCAAAAAAAUUGUUACUUAUAAUAAUGAGAAAAGGAUCUCAACCCGCUACAUUUACCGUUGGCAAAAUAUUCGUACCUUCGAUACAGUUUUUUACAAAGGUUCUUCAAACAUCAGUGUCAUAUUUUACUGUAUUGAGAUCUGUGCAAGAAUAGAAAAAAAAUUUCUACUCCUAUAUUUAAGGAUAAUGGUUUAAAUAUUUGAAUAGUAUUUUUUUAAUUUUUUAGUAGUAGACAACAUCCUUAGAGUAUCACAGAUUGUAAAAAAAUCAUGUAAAUA
Molecule: messenger RNA, 1442 nt
Organism: Leptopilina boulardi
Lineage: Eukaryota; Metazoa; Arthropoda; Insecta; Hymenoptera; Figitidae
Exons: 9
Coding region: 146-1318 (390 amino acids)
Biological process (GO): detection of chemical stimulus involved in sensory perception of smell; sensory perception of smell
Cellular component (GO): plasma membrane
Molecular function (GO): olfactory receptor activity; odorant binding
Source: RefSeq, a predicted model, not a curated record